ACACGUGACGUCGCUUCCUCUCUCCAACAUGGCGCAGGAGGCAGGUCGCUAAUGGAAGUCUGAGGGAUUUACCCCACCUUGUGUGUGUUUAUUUAUGUGUGUGUGUUCGGGUCUGCGCGGCGGCUGACAUUUGUGAAGCGGGGAUACAUCUGUGUUCGCAGCGGCUGCAGCAGCCCUCACCCCUCCCUCACACCCCCCUCUCCCUCUCGUGGGACCAGGCUCACACACACACACACCUCGCCCCAAAUUCCGGUGCGACAUGUUUGAGGGCAAAAAGACGAAAAACAUGUUCCUGACACGGGCUUUGGAAAAGAUCCUGGCGGACAAGGAGGUGAAAAAGGCGCACCACUCUCAACUGCGCAAAGCCUGCGAGGUGGCACUGGAGGAAAUCAAAGAAGAGUCGGAGAAGUUAAGUCCACCCAGUGGAGACGGCAAAUCUGGUUCCAGCACUUUACCUCCAAUCAAAUCAAAGACCACCUUCAUUGAAGCCGACAAGUACUUCUUGCCUUUUGAGCUGGCAUGUCAGUCCAAAUGUCCCCGCAUUGUCAUCACCUCACUCGACUGUUUACAGAAACUGAUAGCGUACGGCCACCUGACGGGCAGCGCCCCGGACAAUGCGGCCCCGGGCAAGAAGCUCAUCGACCGGAUCAUCGAGACCAUCUGUGCUUGUUUCCAAGGGCCGCAGACUGACGAGGGCGUCCAGCUACAGAUUAUUAAGGCUCUGCUGACCGCAGUCACCUCCCAGCACAUAGAAAUCCACGAGGGCACCGUCCUGCAGGCGGUCCGCACAUGCUAUAACAUCUACCUGGCCAGCAAGAACCUCAUCAACCAGACCACGGCGAAGGCCACGCUCACGCAGAUGCUCAACGUCAUCUUCGCACGCAUGGAGAAUCAAGCACUUACAAAUCACAAGCUAUCUUGGUCUCUGGCCUCCAGAAAGCGUGAUCGCCAGCUGCAGGAAGCGAAGCAGCUGGAGAGAGAGCGGCACCGGCAGCACUCCCCGGUCGCCCAGCACACCGAGCCAGACUCCCCCCAGCUCCAGACUCACAUCCACCCACAGGCCAAGGGUUCGAGCGGCCAGGAGGCCAACGGUCCCGUGAGUCCUCCGACUCCCAGCAUCAACAUCCCAUCCACGCCGUCCACCCCCUCGACACCGGCACCGGAGGGCGGCAGCAACAGCAGCAGGUCUGUGUCUGUGGAGCAGGAGGAGCAGGGAGAGCAGGGGCCGGCCUUUGAAAGCCCGGAUCCAGAGAACGGUUCUGACUUCUGCGUGGCUGAAAACGAGCAGACUGAGGCCGACCAAGCUACCGCAGCAGCUCAGAACGCAGCAGCUCAGCAGCAUCAGGAGGCAGGAGGCGGGCGUGACGAGGAGGAGCAGGGUCCAAACUACGAGGAGAAGGCACAGGAAAUUGUGCAGAGCAUCUUGCAGGAGGUCGUCAAUACUGUUGCAGGAGGACACUGCCUGGACCCUGCAAACCUCUGCUCCGACACCAAGGAGUCUGGUGGCGAGGGCGAAGGCGAGCCGGCGGAGUCAGAGGCGGCCGAAGCGGUGACGGAGGGAACCCAGAGCUCCCUCGAUGACGAGGGCACGCUGGGUAGUGACAGCGAGCACGUCCACGCUAACGGGAUCCCCGGCACGCCCAUUUCUGCCAGUUUCACUCCCUCGCUGCCUGAUGACAGACUGUCUGUCUCCUCUAAUGACACUCAGGAAUCAGGAGCAGCGCCCGGGCAGCCACCAGGUGCUAAAUUCUCCCACAUCCUCCAGAAAGACGCCUUCCUGGUCUUUCGCUCACUCUGCAAGCUGUCGAUGAAGCCACUGUCAGAUGGACCACCUGAUCCCAAGUCCCACGAGCUGCGGUCGAAGGUCCUGUCCCUGCAGCUGCUGCUGUCCAUCCUGCAGAACGCCGGGCCCAUCUUCAAGACCAACGAGAUGUUCAUCAACGCCAUCAAGCAGUACCUGUGUGUGGCCCUGUCUAAGAACGGCGUCUCCUCUGUGCCCGAGGUGUUCGAGCUGUCGCUGUCCAUUUUCCUCACGCUGCUCUCCCACUUCAAGACGCACCUGAAGAUGCAAAUUGAGGUUUUCUUCAAGGAGAUUUUCCUGUACAUUCUUGAAACGUCCACAAGCUCCUAUGACCACAAGUGGAUGGUCAUACAAACCCUCACCAGAAUAUGUGCAGAUGCCCAGAGUGUGGUGGACAUCUACGUGAACUAUGACUGUGACUUGAAUGCUGCUAACAUAUUCGAGCGCCUCGUCAACGACCUCUCGAAGAUCGCGCAGGGUCGCGGCGGCCACGAGCUCGGCACGACACCGCUGCAGGAGCUGACCCUGCGAAAGAAGGGCCUUGAAUGUCUAGUGUCCAUCCUGAAAUGUAUGGUUGAGUGGAGCAAGGACCAAUACGUCAACCCCAACUCCCAGACGAGCCUCGGCCAAGAGAAACCGUCGGAGCAGGACAGCACAGAGACCAAAGCCCCUGAAACCAUAAAUCGCUAUGGCAGCAUUAACUCGCUGGACUCCACAGCCUCAUCUGGCAUUGGGAGCUACAGCACCCAAAUGUCAGGUACCGACAACCCCGAGCAGUUCGAGGUCCUCAAGCAGCAGAAGGAGAUCAUCGAGCAGGGAAUUGACCUGUUUAACAAGAAACCAAAGAGGGGAAUCCAGUACCUACAGGAGCAAGGCAUGCUGGGUACAACCCCAGAGGACCUUGCGCAGUUCUUGCACCAAGAAGAAAGGCUUGAUUCGACCCAAGUGGGAGAGUUCCUCGGCGAUAAUGACCGCUUCAACAAAGAGGUGAUGUACGCCUACGUGGAUCAAAUGGACUUCCUCGGCAAAGACUUUGUCUCUGCGCUGAGGAUGUUCUUGGAGGGCUUCCGGCUCCCUGGGGAGGCGCAGAAGAUUGACCGGCUCAUGGAGAAAUUCGCAGCGAGAUAUCUGGAGUGCAAUCAGGGCCAAACGCUCUUUGCCAGCGCUGACACCGCGUACGUCCUUGCCUACUCGAUCAUUAUGUUGACAACAGACCUUCACAGUCCUCAGGUGAAGAAUAAAAUGACAAAAGAGCAAUACAUCAAGAUGAACCGCGGCAUCAACGACAGCAAAGACCUGCCCGAGGAGAAUCUCUCGGCCAUCUAUGACGAGAUCGCGGGGAAAAAGAUUGCCAUGAAGGAGACGAAAGAGCUCACGAUGAAAUCCAACAAGCAGAGUGUGGCCAGCGAGAAGCAGAGGCGUCUGCUGUACAACGUGGAGAUGGAGCAGAUGGCCAAGACGGCCAAAGCCCUAAUGGAGGCCGUCAGCCACGUCCAGGCUCCCUUCACCAGCGCCACACAUCUGGAGCACGUCAGGCCCAUGUUUAAGCUGGCAUGGACGCCCUUCCUGGCCGCCUUCAGCGUGGGUCUCCAGGACUGCGACGACACCGAGGUGGCCUCUCUGUGCCUGGAAGGCAUCCGCUGUGCCAUCAGGAUAGCGUGCAUCUUCUCCAUCCAGCUGGAGAGGGACGCGUACGUCCAGGCCCUGGCGAGGUUCACUCUGCUCACGGCCAGCUCUGGCAUUGCAGAAAUGAAGCAGAAGAACAUCGACACCAUCAAGACCCUCAUCACUGUGGCCCACACGGACGGCAACUACCUGGGCAACUCCUGGCAUGAAAUCAUGAAGUGCAUCAGUCAGUUGGAGCUGGCUCAGCUGAUCGGCACGGGCGUGAAGGCGCGCUACAUCUCAGGGACGGUGCGAGGCAGAGAGGGCUUUCUGGCAAGCACCAAGGAGCAGAGCAGCGACGAGUACCUUGGUUUAGUUGGAGGCACAGUGGACCGUAAGCAGAUUGCCAGCAUUCAGGAAUCCAUCGGCGAGACGAGCUCUCAGAGUGUGGUGGUAGCUGUCGACAGGAUAUUCACAGGCUCCACCAGACUGGAUGGUAACGCAAUAGUUGACUUUGUGCGCUGGCUGUGCGCCGUGUCCAUGGAUGAGCUGGCCUCGCCCACGCACCCGCGAAUGUUCAGCCUGCAGAAGAUAGUCGAGAUCUCCUACUACAACAUGGGCCGCAUCAGGCUGCAGUGGUCCAGGAUCUGGGAGGUGAUAGGAGACCAUUUCAACAAGGUUGGCUGUAAUUCCAAUGAAGACGUGGCCAUUUUUGCCGUGGACUCUCUCAGGCAACUGUCCAUGAAGUUUUUGGAGAAGGGCGAGUUGGCCAACUUCAGGUUCCAGAAAGACUUCCUGAGGCCUUUUGAGCACAUUAUGAAGAAGAACAGGUCUCCCACCAUCAGAGACAUGGUCGUGCGCUGCAUCGCCCAGAUGGUCAACUCCCAGGCGGCAAACAUCCGCUCGGGCUGGAAGAACAUCUUCUCCGUCUUCCACCUGGCUGCGUCGGACCAGGACGAGAGCAUCGUGGAGCUGGCUUUUCAGACCACCGGCCACAUCGUCACGAAUGUAUUUGAAAAGCACUUUGCGGCCACCAUCGACUCCUUCCAGGAUGCUGUUAAGUGUCUGUCAGAGUUCGCCUGUAACGCCUCCUUCCCAGACACCAGCAUGGAAGCCAUCCGCCUCAUCCGACACUGCGCCAAAUACGUCUCAGAGAGGCCACAGGCUUUCAAAGACUACACCAGUGAUGACAUGAAUGUAGCGCCCGAGGACCGCGUGUGGGUGCGAGGCUGGUUCCCCAUUCUCUUCGAGCUCUCCUGCAUCAUCAACAGGUGUAAGCUGGACGUCAGGACGAGGGGCCUGACGGUGAUGUUUGAAGUCAUGAAAACCUACGGUCACACCUUUGAGAAGCACUGGUGGCAAGAUCUGUUCCGAAUCGUCUUCAGGAUCUUUGACAACAUGAAGCUGCCCGAGCAGCAGACUGAGAAAGCGGAGUGGAUGACCACCACCUGCAACCAUGCACUUUAUGCCAUCUGUGAUGUCUUCACCCAAUACUUUGAGUCCCUCAGUGACGUCCUGCUGGACGACAUUCUGGCUCAGCUCUACUGGUGUGUGCAGCAAGAUAAUGAGCAGCUCGCUCGCUCGGGCACCAACUGUCUAGAGAACGUGGUGAUCCUGAACGGAGAGAAGUUUUCCCCCGAGACGUGGGACAAGAUCUGUAACUGCAUGCUGGACAUCUUCAAGACCACCAUCCCGCACUCGCUGUUGACAUGGAGACCAGAAGGAGAACACUCGACAACACAGAGCCUGUCAGACAAACACUUGGACUCCGUCUCCCAGAAGUCUGUGGACAUCCAGUCGCGCUCCGACGACCAACAUUCCAUCAGCAGCGCUGACAGAGUCGCCGCCGAGAACCGCUGGCAGAGUCCGUACAGCACGGCCUCAGGCACGUACGAGGACAACUCCCGGAGCAGGACCCCUUCAAAAAUCCAGGAGCAGCGUCUGUUCUCGGCCUUGCUGAUCAAGUGCGUCGUGCAGCUGGAGCUCAUCCAGACGAUCGAUAACAUCGUGUUUUUUCCUGCCACCAGUAAGAAGGAGGACGCCGAGAACUUUGCUGCGGCUCAGCGGGACGCCGCGUGUGCCGCAGAAGUCCCCGUGGAGAAGCAGGACCAGGGCAUGUAUCGCUACCUGACCUCUGAGCAGCUCCUGAAGCUGCUCGACUGCCUGCUGGAGUCGCACCACUUCGCUAAAGCGUUCAACUCCAACAACGAGCAGAGGACUCUACUGUGGAAAGCAGGUUUUAAAGGGAAGUCAAAACCCAACCUGUUGAAGCAGGAGACCAGCAGUUUGGCCUGUGGCCUGCGAAUCCUGUUCCGCAUGUAUGUGGACGAGAGCCGCCGCGACGCCUGGGCGGAGGUGCAGAGACGACUUCUCAAUGUGUGCAGUGAGGCUGUGGCGUAUUUCUUGACUCUGACCUCAGAGAGUCACAGAGAAGCCUGGACCAACCUGCUGCUGCUCUUCCUCACCAAGGUGCUAAAGAUCAGCGAUGACAGGUUCAAGGCCCACGCGUCCAGAUAUUACCCCCUGCUGUGUGAGAUCAUGCAGUUUGACCUGAUCCCAGAGCUGCGGGCCGUCCUCAGGAAGUUCUACCUGCGGAUCGGCCUGGUCUUCAACAUUGCACAGCUGCCCGAGCCUGAACCGGAGCCUCAGCCGCGUCCACGUGGAGGUCAAGAGACGGACACGGAGGUGGGAGAGGAGGCUGGCGAGGAGGCGCAGUGACGGAGCUCUGCGUCACCUCAGCAGCCUUCACGUGGUUUUUCUAUCAAACACUUUGGCCUAAAGUAGCUGAUUCGCUAUUUGCUACCACCCACCCACACCCUUAACCCACUCGUCCUCCACCACCACCCGUACACAAACACGCCUACGAGCCCAGAUGGAGUCGUGGAAAUCACGAUACAUUAAAAAAACAGUUACCGUCUUUGUACGAGGUGUAGCGAAGCCUCCACUGGAUAAAAAAAACUACUGAUUAACGACUGUCUCAUAUCUGUGAUCUGCUCAGACGGAACAUGUUUUCGACGGCGUGUGCUUCUUACUGUAUAUUUAAAAACAACGUAAAGGAACGAGCGGUUUCGACGGAGUGUGACCAACGCAGAUCGACAGUAACGAUGUUGUCUGUCUGCACCUCAGAUGGCUAAUAUUAGUAUCCACAUCCUCCUUGGAUGAAACUAGUUGUACAGAUCUGCCGCUGUGUAACAUAAUCUUAUAACACUAGAUUAUUUUCAUUUAUUUUUGUUUGUUUUUCUUCCUCUGAUGGAUUCAGCUGCACUUGAUCUCUUUUUCUUUUCUUUUUUUUUUAAAUGCACUGGAGAUUUUACUUUUGUGAUAAUUUAUUUUGACUUGUACUAUCUCCUGAAGAUUGUCCGACACAGUACGAUUUGUAUUUGACCAUUAAAAAAAACAAACAGAAAAACAACAAAGUGAAGGGGUUCAAUUAAAUUAUUCCAUUUUAUAUGUUCUUAGGUUUGUAGACGGAGGUCGAUGAUUAACUGGGCAUCUGAAAACUGGAAAACAAGAGAGAGCAACGUGAUGCUUGCUGCUUUUUAAGUCACUCGUCUGUUUUUCAUUGUUCUUGAGUUUAGUUUUCACUCUUGUGCACAAAAAUCAAAAGUUAAUAAUAAUAUAUUUAAUGUUUGUUUUUGUUUUUCCUUUUGGUUUUGGGGGAACGUUGUGUGUGUGUGUGUGCGUGUGUGUAUAGAGAAAAUGACAACAAACGUUAGCUGUGCUUUAAGUACGAAUGGGACGCGUUCCUGCUCAUGGAUGUAGAAAACAAAAAUGUAUAUGAUACAGCAAUGUAAAGUUUUCUAUGUUGCAAAAAAAACAAAAAAAAGGAUUAUGUACAACUUUCUGUACGAUACAUCAUCUGGCAUUCUAAUCAGGUUCUAGGUCAAUAAAGUUUUUGAACUUGGUUGAUUUGAAAUGAUAAAUAA
Messenger RNA from Solea senegalensis (Senegalese sole), 7332 nucleotides. RefSeq names its product ADP-ribosylation factor guanine nucleotide-exchange factor 1 (brefeldin A-inhibited) (gene arfgef1). NCBI's taxonomy places the organism in Eukaryota, Metazoa, Chordata, Actinopteri, Pleuronectiformes, Soleidae. Gene Ontology annotation, molecular function: guanyl-nucleotide exchange factor activity. Gene Ontology annotation, biological process: regulation of ARF protein signal transduction. The transcript is spliced from 40 exons. Bases 260 to 6124 code for a protein of 1954 amino acids. The record is from RefSeq and is a predicted model, not a curated record.